GAGGGUUAAAUGCAAAUGUGCCUGUAGAAGAUCUAGUGGUGCCUAGCACAUAGUAGAUGCUCAGUAAACAUGAGCUGUUAUCAUUAUCCUGGUACCUGGGGAGUUUCCCUUCAGCUUGCACAGCAAUUUCGGAAGGGGAUCCUGAGGGGCUCCCUCAGAGGCCACCAUAGUGGGAUGGGGGGUGCCGAAUGGGCAGUCGCUAUGGAAACAACCCCUGUUGAUCGGAAUCAUUGUUUUUCUUUCUUUAUUGGUAUCUCCCAUACAAUUUAUUUAAAUAAAGAAUUCUUUGCUCCCUUCCCCCCAAAAAGUGUGACCAUCAGUUCUAGCACAAAAACAGAUGGCUUUUCCUCCAUUCAGUCAUGUAUUUAUUCAACAAAUGUGUGUGGAGCUUGUCCUGUUGUGCUGGGGGCGCUGGCGAUUCCAAAAUGAAAGAGCACAGUACCUUGCCCUCAGGGAGCUCUCAGGCAGUGGUGGCGAGAGUCCUGAUGGCAGAUGUUUGCCAUCCACGGCCAUGGGUGUUGUGAGAGACAUGUGCACUGAGCUCCAUGCACCACUCAGGGGAUGUGCUGAGAUUGUGAGAGUUGUAGGGUGAGUAAAGACAUUUGGACUGAGUCUGGGAAGAUGAGCCAGUGGCAGUGUGAGAAGGGAGCAGGAUCAGUUAGGAGGAGGAAGCAGCAGGAGCCUGGGUGGCUCAGUCAGUUGAGUGUCUGACCGGCUCAGGUCAUGUUCUCGCGGCUCAUGAGUUCGAGCCCCGCAUCAGGCUCUGUGCUGACAGCUCAGAGCCUGGAGCCUGUUUCAGAUUCUGUGUCUCCCUCUCUCUCUGUUCCUCCCCGCUCACGCUCUGUUUCUCUCUCUGUGUCUCUCAAAGAUAAAUAAACAUUUAAAAAAAAAAAGAAGAGGAGGAGGAGAAAACAGCAACUAGGAGUAUGUGGAAGGAGAGGCUACAGAUGGUGCUGGAAGGGCCAGGUGUGAAGGGCUUUGUGAAGGAUUUGAGCUGCUAUAAGAUCCCGAGACAGACGAUCAGGCCUGUGUUUGGGGAUUUGACACUGGUGUCAGUGUAGAGAACUACCAGAGAGAGGGAGUAGAAGCUGGAGGUGACGAGAACAGUAAGCGUGUCCUUAAGAAGACCAUCUUUUAAGAAAUACAGUCAUUGGGGGUGAUACUAGAUUCACAAUGGAGGUUCCCCCAGCAGCCAAGCUUGGUGAGACCUUUGUGUUUGAGGACGGAUUAGAGAUGCAGCAAGAACUUUUCCCAGAGGAGGACCUGGGGGACCCUUUUCUUCAGGAAAGAGGCUUAGAGCAAAUGGCUGUUAUUUAUAAGGAGAUCCCUCUUGGGGAGCAGGACGAGGAACAUGACGAUUAUGAGGGCAAUUUUAGUCUGUGCUCAAGCCCUGUUCAGCAUCAGAGUACCCCCCUGGUACACAGACCCCAGGACGAUGACCUUUUCGGCCAAACCUUCCUCCAGAAAUCAGACCUUAGUAUGUGUCAGAUAAUCCACAGUGGAGAAGAACCCAGUAGACGUGACUGUGAACAGGUGAGCAAGGUGCACACAGGACCUAACGAACCUCACAGAACUGCGCCGCCAGCAAAACCCUACGCGUGUCGGGAAUGUGGGAAGGCCUUCAGCCAGAGCUCCCACCUUCUCCGGCACCUGGUGAUUCACACUGGGGAGAAGCCCUACGAGUGUUGUGAGUGCGGGAAGGCCUUCAGCCAGAGCUCGCACCUUCUCAGACAUCAGAUAAUCCACACGGGGGAGAAGCCCUAUGAAUGCCGGGAAUGCGGAAAAGCCUUUCGCCAGAGUUCAGCCCUCACGCAACACCAGAAAACCCACACUGGGAAGAGACCAUACGAGUGUAGGGAAUGUGGGAAAGAUUUCAGCCGGAGCUCAAGUCUCCGAAAACACGAGCGCAUUCACACGGGUGAGAAACCUUAUCAGUGUAAGGAAUGCGGGAAAUCCUUCAACCAGAGUUCCGGCCUGAGCCAGCACCGCAAAAUCCACACCCUGAAGAAGCCUCACGAGUGUGAGCUCUGUGGGAAAGCCUUCUGUCACAGGUCCCACCUGAUUCGGCACCAGCGGAUUCACACGGGGAAGAAACCUUACAAAUGUGAAGAGUGCGGGAAAGCCUUCAGCCAGAGCUCCAACCUCAUUGAGCAUCGGAAGACGCACACUGGCGAGAAACCCUACAAAUGCCAUAAGUGUGGUAAGGCCUUCAGCCAGAGCUCAUCCCUCAUCGAGCACCAGCGCAUCCACACUGGGGAGAAGCCCUAUGAGUGCGGCCAGUGUGGGAAGGCCUUCUGCCACAGCUCGGCACUGAUUCAGCACCAGAGAAUCCACACAGGGAAGAAACCCUACACGUGCAACGAGUGCGGCAAGGCCUUCCGGCACAGGUCAGCCCUGAUCGAGCACUAUAAAACCCACACCAGAGAGAAGCCCUAUGAGUGUAACAAAUGCGGCAAGUCCUUCAGGGGAAGCUCACACCUUAUUCGGCACCAGAAAAUCCAUGCUGGGGAGAAGCUCUAGAAAGAAGAGCUCACACCAAAGCUCGAAACCCUUUCCCAGAUGGAGCCCACACCCCAUAGCUUUGUCUCUGAGAUCCCACCCACCCCUCUGAUCCCAGGGCCAAAAAGAAAUGUGUCAACCUAGGUGCUCCUGGCCAUCCACACUAGCAGCAAGGCCCCCUCUUGGCCAGCUGGGUGCCCCACACUCAGCAGGUUUACGGAGUGGAAGGGAGGGUAAACUAACAGGAAAGCUGCUAAAAUGGAGGCCUGCCCAAAAAAGAGAGCUGGCCUUCGAUUGUUCAUGUUUGACUCCCAAGCCCAGGAGACUGAAUUUUGCCGUCUCUUCACCUUUGCCAAAAUUCAGAAGAAUGAACGCCAGAGGGAGAAAGUUGAGUUAAACACACAAGAAUGUCAGGUGAACUCUUUUAACAUCAGGUUGCAGUUUGGCACUUUUAGAAGACAGAACUCUGCUCAUAGUCCAAAUCAGCUGAAGGAAGAUGAAUCCAAAAGUAGAUACAUUAGCAGCAAAAUGGAAUCUUUCACCUGGCUUGGGCAUUGGUGGGGACAACCGAAACAGGCUACAGAAGAAAAGGAGGGUCUGGAAGCAUUCGUUCUGGGGUUGAGGGAGAGGGUGGCAAGUCCCUGGUGUGGUGUUUUAAUCUCUGUUCUGGAUUAGAGUGAGGUUGGUCUUUGGCAGGUGGCUCUUUCACAAGAGGGUUGAGGUUUCAUUUCAUGGGCCAGAGGAUGUUUGACACUGCCUUGGACUCAGCCUGGCACAAGGAAUUAGUGCCCUCCAGUGAUAACCCCUCUAUAAGACCCAGGGCCCCCAAGACCAUGGUAUGCCUUGGUUGUCAGCAGGGCCCGUGUCUGGUCUGGCUUCCAGUGCUGGGGGACAUAGGAAGCAGGGCGAUUCAGUCAGAGGUCCCAGUUCUGCGCCUCCUAUUCCAGUGGCCUUGAGGAGGCUCCAAGGCUCGGUUUCCCUAUCUGUGAGAUGCGGAUGGUGGGACCUGGCCACGUACCUCUGAGGGUCCAAGGCUCCUGUUCGCCAUGAAACCACCCAUGAAAGUGCUUUGGCGACUGGCAGUUGAAGGUGGGUGGAGACCCAGUGUGACCCUUGUCCCACUCAGAGAUCUGAAAGGCAACCCUGUCUGUUUUCCAGGUGGCCGGGCUCACAGCAGGCCCUCCCAUUAAACCAGAGCUUAGGCUUUCCUUCACUCCCUCCAGCCUGCACCCUGGGCCUUGUCCCAGACAGGGACCCUUCCCAGAUGCCAUCCUGAACCUCCCCCUAGCAGCAGCAUGGUCUGUGUGGCCUGUGUCCCAUGCUUCGGGCUGUCCUCUCCCUGGGAAUUGUUCCAGAAGUACCAUCGCCUGUGUCCUGCCAAGACCAGCUCAGUCGGCAUCCCCAGAGGAGGGGCUCAGACAGGGGUGUGUUUUUAAAGCUCCCCAGGUGAUUAGGGCAUUCCGGCCAGGGUGUGAGCCCUCUGCUGGGCAUCCGUGCAACCCUAGCAUCACCCAAAUGUCAGGCCUGCUUGCCAUGAGCAGAGCUUGAAGGUGGCAGUUCUGUCUCAGUCCCCAUGCCUCCCAUCCCCCAGGAAUGGGCUCAGGCAGUGCUGUGUCUGGCUAGUUGGUAAGUGUCCCAGGUGCUCAGGCCUUCAUUUGGCCACUGGGAUCUCUUUGGUGCUACUUUCCCCCAGGCUCCUCAGAGGCAGUGUGAGCUAUUUUGAAGUUUUCCAAAAGUUGAUGGCUGGAAUCCCAUAACCCCAUCAUGGUAAUGCUGGCUAUUUCAGCUAAUCAAGGGGUUGGCUUGGCAGUUAUGUAUAGUUUUGAUGAAUAAAAAUGAGCAAGUCAUAGUUGUUAGUAAGUGGGACUUGGCAGGCUAGGAAUUUUCAGAGGACUGGUCUCCAGCUAGGGGAUCACAGUGGGAGUCCCAGCCUGGAGAACAGCAGUUGCUCCUGUCCAGCUCUUCUCCUUGAAGGAGUGUGUGAAACAGCACCGCCAGUUGGUCAGGUCCCCUAGAACCUGCUGUACCACUAGCUAGACUGGCCUGACUGGGUGGCCCCUGGCUGUCUCCUGCAGGUGGCCUGUGCUGAGGGUCUUCAGUCAUUUACCAUGAGUGCAGAGAGAAUCAAGACGCCUGUUCAGCGUGGGUGGGACAGCAGACCCCUCCCCUAGAUCUACCUCCUCGGCCAUCCCCUAUUUGGCCUUACCUGGGCUCGGCCUCGGCCUCUCCUUAUUGGGCAGUCAUCUGGGUCCUACCUUUGCUGUCUCUUUCCGUGUGCCUCUGCACACCCCAGCCAAAUCGAUUUUCUUAAAGCAUCUCUUUGCACAUGUCACCAUUCUCCUUAAAACCAACCUGCAGGGGCUUUUCUGCACAUAAGCCCCCAUUUCAGCCAACCUGGUUUGCCCCUUCUGAACAAACCACAGGGAGUUCCUGGCCACCCGCCCAGACGCUCUCUCCACUCCCAGCUUCUCUCCACUGUUUUUAUGCGGUUCUUGCAUUUUGGAAUAUGCACUUUGUCCUCCUCCUCCCCCCACCCUCUCCUCCCUCCUUUCAACAAUUUAUGGAACGUGGGGAAUGAGACCCCCUUUCUGAAUAGUUGACGGGUCCUCACAGAACUAUGGUAAGACCAGGUACUUUUCAAAGCGUGAGCAGAACCUAGUCCUUUCUUUUCACAUUUCUUCACUGUUUUACGUGUUUUCAAAUCCUUCAUUUUAUUUAGGUUCUUGAACAGUGUAAUAGAACAUCCUGGCAAUAUUUUAAUCGCCCUUGAAUUACUUGUCAUUUUUGUUUGGUUGUCUUACUUUUUUUCUUCUUAUGACAGACGUUGAGUCUUGUAAAGCUCCAACUCUUGGUUUUGUUUACUAAUUGAAUUGUUUUGUCCAACUGUAUGUAUUCCAUCUCUCUCUCUCUCUCUCUUUUUUUGACUUAAUACUUCACAUUUCUAAGAUUAAUUAUUUAGAUACAGUUAAUUGUAUUUUUAAUGUUUCUAGUAAAAGUAGUUACUUUGGUCUACGACUUUUUUCUCAGAGCUUUUUCUGUCCUCUGUCACUUUGACAUGUGCUAUUUUUUGUUAUUAGGAAUCUCCUUUUGGCCCAAGUGUUAUUUUUUAUAUUUCCAUGUAAUGAAUGCAUAGGUCAUUGCUGUCAUCUUACUGUACUGUGGUGUCAACAUUUCUAAGUGUCCAUAGAACUUCUCUGGGCCUGAACAUAUGAUCCAUUUUUAUAAAGCAUUUGUGUACUCUCAAGAAAUGUAUUUUUACUCUAUCACUUCUAUUUGUGAACUCAGUUUUUAAAUUACUGUAUUCAAAUUCACACCUUCUCUGUUGCUUACUUUACAAGUUCUUAACCUGGGGUCUGCAGAUUGCCUAGGAGUCCAUGAGCAUGCAGAUCUAUUUUGGAGGUUGUGUAGAGGGAUCAAACAAAGCUGUGUGGUUAUGUCCAUGAAUGAAUUGCUUGGGGCUGGGCGUGGGGUGGGGUAUCUGUAGCAUUCACGACAUUUUGGAAAGGCUCUGUGACCCCAAAAUAGUUAAGAACACUCAUUGGCCUGGUCAAAUCAUGGUCUGAUGUGUUUCUUACCCUACCUAUUUCUGUUUCACUUUGUUUCUAUUUUAUGUAUGUCCUUGUAAUAUUAGAUGUACAGUUCUCUCCAAUCCUUUUUGAGAAGUAGGCAGGGUAUCACUAAGUAAGUACCAUGAUAUUUGGAACAUAUAUAUUGAACAGUAAUAUAUUGAAAAAUUGUGCCUUUUAGUACCCUCCUUGCCUUUCUUAAGGCUUCUAGCUGAAAUUUCUCUUUUUCAGAUAUCAUAAUUGAAGACCCUGGCUUUUUUCACUUUGCAUUUGCAUGAGUUUAUUUAGCUCAGCAUUUUAUUUUUAAAAUUUGUGUAUGUGCUUUGCUGUAUAGCUUAUAAACAGCAAAGUGUUGGAUUUUGUUUUCUGGUUCU
Acinonyx jubatus (cheetah) is the source of this 6439-nucleotide messenger RNA. RefSeq names its product zinc finger protein 70 (gene ZNF70). The transcript is spliced from 2 exons. The record is from RefSeq and is a predicted model, not a curated record. Bases 1174 to 2520 code for a protein of 448 amino acids. Gene Ontology annotation, biological process: regulation of transcription by RNA polymerase II. Gene Ontology annotation, molecular function: RNA polymerase II cis-regulatory region sequence-specific DNA binding; DNA-binding transcription factor activity. Lineage: Eukaryota; Metazoa; Chordata; Mammalia; Carnivora; Felidae.